Geosmithia morbida is the source of this 891-nucleotide messenger RNA. RefSeq lists its product as uncharacterized. The transcript is spliced from 3 exons. The record is from RefSeq and is a predicted model, not a curated record. Bases 1 to 891 code for a protein of 296 amino acids. Lineage: Eukaryota; Fungi; Ascomycota; Sordariomycetes; Hypocreales; Bionectriaceae.
AUGAGAUCAUUGUUGACCAUUCUCGGAGUCGGGCAUCACGCACGAAACUCCAAGUCCCUGUCUUCCUCGUCGCAGUACUCACCUGCUCCCCUAACGGCAGGACAGCUGCUAGGCGACGAUGGUGAUAUCUACUCUGGACCUCCCCAGCAGGCGGCACGCGUCUCCCACGGAUCCCACGGAUCCCACGGGCGGCGAAUGAACUCGUAUUCAUCCGAGACCGUCAAGCCACUCAACGGGGAGGAGACCACCUCUCUUCUGAAGGGGAGGUACUACGGCUUUGGCGACGGGGCGAGCGUGAGCAUGAGCAGCGACUACUCGUACGGAGGGACGGUGCGGGGGGCGACGGUGGCAAGCUGGGAUGGUGACGACGGCAAGGCACGACGGCCUGUGGCGACCUUGGUCGUGAGGGAUGACAGGCUGUCUAGGGUUCUCGACGGGGUGACGCUUCUGACGGAAUGCGUCGCCAACAUCGUCACGCUGAGCGUCUUUGUCUGGGUGACGGUUUGGCAGAGGAGGGAUAGCAGUGAUGGGUUUUGGGGAUGGCUAUGGUCAACAGCAGCACCGGUAAUCACUGUACAGGCAGCAAUCUGCUUCGCAGCCCUAGUGACGCACGAGACGCGCCCCGACGGACGGGGGCUGUCGACGAUGACCCUGCUCUUCGUGCAGAUGGGGGUGCUGGUCCUGGCGACGGGUACGGCCGUGACCGUGGCGGCGCGGUGCACCGGUAGCAGUACCAGUGCGGUCGGGAACGGCGAAGAUGGGAGCCGCGCGGCCAAGGGGGCCGUCAUGGGUUGCGGGACGCUGGUGUGGAGCGUGGCCCUGAUGGGGUUCGGGAGGGCGGCGAUGGUGUGGGGUGCUGCAGGGGAGGAUGACGGAGAAGUGAGUUGCUAA